Molecule: messenger RNA, 1518 nt
Organism: Alternaria metachromatica
Lineage: Eukaryota; Fungi; Ascomycota; Dothideomycetes; Pleosporales; Pleosporaceae
Exons: 2
Coding region: 1-1518 (505 amino acids)
Biological process (GO): regulation of translational termination; peptidyl-proline hydroxylation
Cellular component (GO): cytoplasm
Molecular function (GO): iron ion binding; peptidyl-proline dioxygenase activity; L-ascorbic acid binding
Source: RefSeq, a predicted model, not a curated record
AUGGCAGUGAAUGUAUACACACCAGGAUGUCACUUGCUUUGCCAUGACGACGUCAUCGGAAGUCGGCGUGUAAGUUGGAUUCUGUAUCUGCUGGACCCUGACAUUCCUUGGAAGCCAGAGUGGGGAGGCGCAUUGCGAUUGUACCCAACCGAGCACCUCGAGACACCAGACGGCGACAAGGUUAGGGUGCCACAGCCGGACUUUUCGCUAUCGAUACCGCCGGCAUGGAACCAGCUCUCUUUCUUCACCGUUCAGCCUGGCGAGAGUUUCCACGACGUCGAGGAGGUCUACAGGAGAGGGUUGGAAGAGAAGGCAGAAGAAGACGGUGGUCGCGUUCGCAUGGCCAUCAGCGGGUGGUUCCACAUUCCGCAAGAGGGCGAGGAAGGCUACGAAGAGGGUCUCGAAGAGAAGCUGGCAGAGAAGAGCUCGCUUGCUCAACUGCAGGGAGGCAAGGCGGACGUUUUCGACGAGCCGCAAUCACACUGGGUCGACAACCCAGACUGGGAAGAGCAGGCGAAACAGGAGGACGACGAGCUGACUGAGAACGACAUUGAUUUCCUGAUCAAGUUCAUGAACCCAAACUACCUCGUUCCGGACACAGUGGAGGAGCUGUCCAACAUGUUUGGCGACGAGUCGUCGUUGCGACUGGCACAGUUCCUGUCUAAUAAGUUCUCCGCGCGGUUACGGGAGUACCUUGAGUCGAAAGACCACGAGGCGAACCCAAGCCUACCCAACAACCCGCACUCCAAGGAAUCGAUGGUUGGUGUCGCACGACCGCCACACAAGCAGCGCUAUCUCUACCGAAAAGCUAUUCAGCCAAUACCGACUACACCGUACCCCGAGAACGACGGCAUGACACCAUACGAUGACCUCGUCGACAUCCUCUUCCCGCACCCAGCGUUCAUGAAAUGGAUCUCUCUUGUCACCGGUAUCACACUCACCAAGAGCAACAUCUUCGCGCGCCGUUUCCGGCGAGGUCUCGACUACACGCUCGCGACCGCCUACGAGGAAGAAGACCCCCAGCUAGAAGUCUGCCUCGGCAUCACGCCCUCCCGCGGCUGGGGCGACGAAGACGAAGAGCCUGAAGAAGGCGCCGAGGAAGAAACCAAGCAAAACGGCAGCAGCAGCAAAAAGAGCAAAAAGAAGGGCAAGGCAAAAGAACCAGAACCCAAGCCUGAAGAGGAGGUCGGCGGCUACGAAAUGUACAUGGCUGGUGAAGACGAUGCCGAUCACCCCAGCGUUCCCACCGGUGAAGCUUCAACGUCUACGGGUGCAGGUCAACGUCGCAAAGCAAAGGCUGAUCCUGCUAUCUACAAGUCUGCGGCUGAUGACGAGGACGAUGGUAUUUUGUUCAGUCAGCCGGCUGCGUGGAAUAACCUCGCUAUUGUGCUGAGGGACCGGGGUGUGUUGCGGUUUACCAAGUAUGUUAGUAAGAGUGCGAAGGGGGACCGGUGGGAUGUCUGUGCUGAGUAUGGGGUUGAGUUUGGGGAGGACGAAGAUGAUGAGGACGAUGAAUGA